Sturnus vulgaris (Common starling) is the source of this 3060-nucleotide messenger RNA. The record is from RefSeq and is a predicted model, not a curated record. NCBI's taxonomy places the organism in Eukaryota, Metazoa, Chordata, Aves, Passeriformes, Sturnidae.
GGAAUGACCCUAAAGCUGCUCUCUGUUCCACCCCCCUGCCUCGGGCAGGGACGUUACAGAUGCGUCCUUUUAACAAUGAAUGUCCGAACUGAUGAAUUGCAGUUGCAGAUUUAAGGUGAUUAUUUCUUACACCUCUUAUCUGAAGGGUAUUUCCCUUUGUAAAGGGACGUUUUUGCCGCGUUGCUGCAUUUUGCCCUUUACCACAGAGGAGGAAAAACCUGAUCGCAGUGAAAAUGUGAAAAACGCUUUUAAAAAUCCAGCUGGGAAUAUUCUGAAAGUCUCUGUAAGGAAUAGGAUUAAAGCAAGGCAGGAACGGAGAGGAGGCUGCUGUCUGCUUUUUCCCUUAUUUAAAUAUUCCCGGAGCUUCCUCCAUUUUAAUUUUCCCAUAAAACAUGGCUGUGUUAGCAGAGCUGACAAAACCAACAUCAUUUCCCUGGCUCGGCUCAGUUUAAGCCGGGCUCCUACGGAGUGGGGACCCCCUUUAUAGGAACUGAGCGAGCAGCACGAUCCUAAAAAAUUCCCGAAUUCCCCAGCGCUUCCAGGCACGCAGCUGGGUCGGUGCGGAUCAAUUCCCAUCCUUUUGUGCCUUCCCGGAUCUCAUCCCUCGCUCCCGCAUCCACCCACGGGAAGCCUCGGCGAGGAUGCGCUGCCAGGCUUGGCUUAGGCUGGGAUUAGCAGCUGCUGCUGCCGGGUUUUGCGGGGUCUCUGCCUCGGAUGAACGCUGAUUUUUUUUUGGGGGGGGUGGGAUUGGGAAAGGUUCCUCUGCUAUCGGAGCGGCGAUUUCUCCGGGAGGAUUUGUGCUGGCUUGCCAGGAGAUUUUCAAAAUGCCUGAAGCCAACUAUUUGUUAUCGGUGUCUUGGGGUUACAUUAAGUUUAAGAGGAUGCUGAACCGGGAGCUCACCCACCUGUCCGAGAUGAGCCGUUCUGGCAACCAAGUGUCCGAGUACAUUUCCAACACUUUCCUGGACAAGCAGAACGAUGUGGAGAUUCCUUCUCCCACCCAGAAGGACAGGGAGAAGAAGAAAAAACAGCAGCUCAUGACACAGAUCAGCGGGGUGAAGAAAUUAAUGCACAGCUCGAGCUUAAACAACACCAGCAUCUCACGGUUUGGGGUGAAGACAGAGAAGGAAGAUCACCUGGCCAAGGAACUGGAAGACCUCAAUAAAUGGGGCCUGAACAUCUUCAACGUGGCCAGGUAUUCCCACAACCGGCCGCUCACCUGCAUCAUGUACGCCAUAUUCCAGGAGCGGGAUCUGCUGAAAACCUUCAAGAUCUCGUCGGACACGUUCGUGACGUACAUGAUGACCCUGGAGGAUCACUACCACUCAGACGUGGCCUACCACAACAGCCUGCACGCUGCUGACGUGGCCCAGUCCACCCAUGUGCUGCUCUCCACCCCUGCCCUGGAUGCUGUGUUCACGGAUCUGGAAAUCCUCGCUGCCAUUUUCGCAGCUGCAAUCCAUGAUGUGGAUCACCCCGGGGUCUCCAAUCAAUUCCUGAUCAACACAAAUUCUGAGCUGGCCCUGAUGUACAACGACGAGUCCGUGCUGGAGAAUCAUCACCUGGCCGUGGGCUUCAAGCUGCUCCAGGAGGAGCACUGUGACAUCUUCCAGAACCUGACCAAGAAGCAGCGCCAGACCCUCAGGAAGAUGGUGAUUGACAUGGUGUUGGCCACUGAUAUGUCCAAGCACAUGAGUCUGUUGGCUGAUCUGAAGACUAUGGUGGAAACCAAGAAGGUGACCAGCUCAGGAGUUCUCCUUCUGGACAACUACACGGACAGAAUACAGGUUCUCCGGAACAUGGUGCACUGUGCAGACCUGAGCAACCCCACCAAGUCCCUGGAGCUGUACCGGCAGUGGACAGACAGGAUCAUGGAGGAAUUCUUCCAGCAGGGAGACAAGGAGAGGGAGAGGGGCAUGGAAAUCAGCCCCAUGUGUGACAAACACACGGCCUCCGUGGAAAAAUCCCAGGUGGGAUUCAUUGACUACAUCGUGCACCCGCUGUGGGAGACGUGGGCUGACCUGGUGCAGCCCGACGCCCAGGACAUCCUGGACACUCUGGAGGACAACAGGAACUGGUACCAGAGCAUGAUACCUCAGAGCCCAUCCCCUCCCCUGGAGGAGCGGGGCCAGGACUGCCAGGGGCUGAUGGAGAAGUUCCAGUUUGAACUGACGCUGGAGGAGGAGGAUUCGGACGGCCCCGAGAAGGACGGCGAGAGCCUCGGCUACUUCAGCAAUACAGAGACACUCUGCACGGCCCAGCCAGGGCUCGAGGAGCCCCAGAGGGAGGCCACCAUCGAGAUUGUGACAGAAGACACAUCCCCUGUGGACACAUAAUGGCCCAACCCCGCGGGAGUGGCUUUUAAACACUUGCAGAGCUUGCAGCGGUCUCCGACAGCCUCUGCAGCGGGGCUGGGGCUCUGCCUCGGGGCUGACACAUCCUCCAGCUGCCCGAGAUUGGAGUCAGGGUCAGGAUGGGGUAGGGAACGAUUGCUCAGGAAAUGCACGGGUGAUUUGCGUUGUGGUUUGAGCCUCGUCAGCCGAGAGGUCCCGGAGCUGGCUUGGGUCGGGCCCGAGGCGGCGCUGACACACAACUGAGAGAUUUUAUACUGUUAGUUUUGGAGUUUAUACCAGUUAGACUGAUAGAAACUACUGAUCAAUAACUCAUAUCCAACCUGUCCACCUGUCUGCAGACCUGUGUGCCUUCUUUGUAAACACUUUCAUGUCUUUUCAAGAGUCUCUUAAUCCAACACACGGAGCUUGGUAGUUCAAAAGCGACACAAGGCGAUUCGGAAUUGACGGCUACUUUUUGGAUUCUUCCUGUUACCAGAAGCAGUCUUCCUUUUUUUUCCAUGGGCAAUACCUGUCACUUUAUUGCAGUUAAUCACUUUGACAGACUAAAGAGGAGGGGAAACCCUCUGCUUUGCAUUGCUGCACCUUCAGUGUGUUCUUAAUCCCCCCGGUGACCCCUCGGUGCCGCCGUGCACCCUUCCCUCGCUGGCAACGGCGAGAUUUCUCUUUUCCUCCCUGGGGUUUGGGUUUGUGGUGAGCAGGACAGAGG